CACAUCAUCUUCUGUGUCCGGACAGCUAGAAAGAUUCUACUUUUGGGGAUUUGGGGAUUAGGGUUUCCUAAGUUGUCUCUGUUAAAAGUGAUAGCGAAUUGGCAUUUUGGGUGAAGGGGACAACUGGGGUCAAGGUUUUGGGUUUAGGGUUUUGAGAAAUUAUUCUACUUUUUGGAUUUUGGGUUUAAGAUUUUUCUAGCGAUCUCUGUUGAAAGUGAUCGUCUUUCACUGUUUUCUUAAGUCACACUGAUCUGGACAGUGAAGGGGACAACUGGUUCAAGUUUUUUUGUUUUGGGUUCUCUGACGAGAGAUGUCUGAUGCUUCAGGCAUUGAUGAAUCUGUUCUCAAUCUGUUGGAAGCCAUUCAGGCAUGACGGCGAGAAAUCCGAGGGGAAUAGCGUGCUUGGUGGCGGUGGUGCGAGGGAGGGAGAAGACGGGCUGCUUUGGUUUCGUGAUAUAGGGAAAUAUGGGUCGGGGGAUUUCUCCAUGGCCGUGGUUCAAGCCAACCAGGUGCUAGAGGACCAGUGCCAGAUCGAGUCCGGGCCGUUUGGUACCUUUGUUGGGGUCUAUGAUGGGCACGGUGGACCGGACGCCGCCCGCUAUGUUUGCGAUCACCUAUUUAGGAACUUUCAAGCAAUAUCAGCUGAGUCCCGAGGAGUUGUGACAACUGAGACCAUCCAAAGGGCUUUUUGUCAAACAGAAGAAGGUUUUACCGCCCUUGUGUCAGAGUUAUGGAGUACUCAACCAGAAGUUGCGACAAUGGGGUCAUGCUGUCUGGUUGGAGUGAUAUAUAGGCAAACACUCUUUGUUGCAAAUCUUGGAGAUUCCCGUGUUGUGUUGGGAAAGAAAGUUGGCAACACUGGAGGAAUUGCUGCCAUUCAAUUGUCAACAGAACAUAAUGCAAAUAAUGAAGCCAUACGGCAGGAACUCAAGGAAUUACAUCCCAAUGAUCCCCAAAUUGUUGUUCCUAAGCAUGGAGUAUGGAGAGUAAAGGGCAUUAUUCAGGUUUCUAGAUCCAUAGGCGACGUUUAUAUGAAACAUGCUCAGUAUAACAGGGAACCAAUUAAUGAAAAAUUCCGAGUUCCUGAACCCAUAAACAUGCCUAUAUUGAGUGCCAAUCCAACUAUCAUCUCUCAUGCUCUCCAACCAAGUGAUUCUUUCCUUAUAUUUGCAUCUGAUGGUCUGUGGGAACACUUGACUGAUGAAAAAGCUGUGGAUAUUGUCCACGGUCAUCCACGGGCAGGAAGUGCCAAAAGGCUUGUCAAGGCUGCCCUUCAAGAAGCAGCAAGAAAGCGAGAAAUGAGAUACUCUGAUCUUCGAAAGAUUGGCAAGAAAGUACGUCGCCAUUUUCAUGAUGACAUAACUGUUAUUGUUUUAUUUUUGAACCAGGACCUUAUCUCCAGAGGCAGUGUGCAAGACCCUCCAAUCUCCAUCCGAAGUGCUCUGGACCACUGAUUGGGAUACAGAUUACAGAACCAAACCAAAUGAAUUUCUCCUUCCUCUGGUUUUGGUCAACGCUGGAAGAAUACACUAUACCUCCCCUUCCCCAUCUCAAAAACUGCACUGACAUAUCAGUCGGAUUGCAUAACUGAUUCUAAGACUGCUUGUUUUAAGAGGCUUCAAAUUUGUAAAAUGUUUGUUUCCAGGAAUAUAACUACCAUUUACUACGGAAUUCAAUGGAUGUCUUUCUGAAUCUCUAUUCUUCUCUUCAAAUUUUAUCAAUUCAAGUCUGCACCCUACGGCAUAGAAAAAGAAGGUUGUGUUUUACCCCUUUUUUUGAACGAGGGUAAUUGGGGGAAGGAAGAUUGUUUCAAAGUCCUUGAUAAUGGUAGAACUCCCAACCUAAGGAAACCCAAGAACUAAGAUUUGAGGAUUACUAGAACCCCAAGGCCGGUUGAAUUCAAGGUUGUGCCGUGAACUCUGGAAUUUAGGUUAAAUCUUCAAUUUGGUCCUUGAAUUAUUGUAUAGACCCCUAAUUUGGUCUUUAAAUUAAAAAAAUUCUUGAUUU
This is a messenger RNA of Rubroshorea leprosula, 2007 nucleotides long. NCBI's taxonomy places the organism in Eukaryota, Viridiplantae, Streptophyta, Magnoliopsida, Malvales, Dipterocarpaceae. The record is from the annotation of a GenBank genome assembly.